Molecule: messenger RNA, 1022 nt
Organism: Vollenhovia emeryi
Lineage: Eukaryota; Metazoa; Arthropoda; Insecta; Hymenoptera; Formicidae
Exons: 3
Coding region: 97-444 (115 amino acids)
Source: RefSeq, a predicted model, not a curated record
UAGCGUUUAACGAGCUUCAGUUUCGAUUACACUUUGCAACUCGACAAACAUCUCAUAUACCGCGCUUUAUCUCAUUUCUCGAUUUAGAUACCGGACAUGCGAUCGUUGUACAUCGUAAUUGCACUGCUGCCCGUUUUCGCGAUGGGCGUCGAGGACGUAGCGUGCAAUUGCGAGCACUGCGACGAGGAAAAAGUGAUCGGUUUGGGAAAGGAGACGACUACUCAGGCCAUGUACGAGGAGGACAGUGAUAAUGAUGGUAAUCGGACAAUUUGCGCCAGGAAUCGCGAUUUUAACGAGCGCACGUUCCCAAGCGUCUGUUACAUGCUGUGCUACAACCGUUGCACGAGAUACCGUAUGGUGGCGGUUCAGGAGAAUGACAUAAAGAAGUAUGUCAUGGUUGCAUACAGACCGAAUUACUAUAAAUUAAAAGACGGUGCCUGCUGAAACGGAGGACUGUUACGCGCUUUCGCAGAUCGUAAGCGAGAAGCUCGACGCGUAGGAUCGCUAGAGGAGUUUGAGCAGCAGUUUCGCAGAAUUUCCAAUUAUUCACUAAUAUACGAAAUAUUAAUAUAGACAUUAAUAUACGGAAAAAAGGUAUACUGUAGUAGUUUUACUAUCCAAGCAUCCUUUAUUUUGGAACGCACUAUCUCCAAUAUAGCUGUAACUCAAGACAGUGAGUGCGUUUCGGCAAAACUUUCCGCUACAACUGUAGCGGUCGCCAUUUUUCAUAGUUGCUCAAGGAUUGCUUAUAGGAACAAUAUGUCAUUCAUGAGCCAAUCUUCAAUACUUUCUAUUCUAUUCGAUUCAGUUAAUUGGCAAACGAGACUCUUACAAUUAAAAUAAAAUGUUGAGGUUAUGCACACUAAUGUAAGUAUAAUAUGGCGCCGCUACAAUUGUAGCAAAAAAAGCUGUGGCGCUACCGUAGCAGUCUUGCUGGAACGCACUUAAUAUCUUGAUGAAGAUUAAUGUAAGUAUAAAUCGAAGCGUGACACAAUAUUUUACCUCAUCAACAUUUCAUCAUA